Cyprinodon variegatus (sheepshead minnow) is the source of this 1365-nucleotide messenger RNA. RefSeq lists its product as uncharacterized. The transcript is spliced from 2 exons. Lineage: Eukaryota; Metazoa; Chordata; Actinopteri; Cyprinodontiformes; Cyprinodontidae. The annotation marks the transcript as partial. The record is from RefSeq and is a predicted model, not a curated record.
AUGGGAAACCAACAGGCAACAAAGCUGAAACCAAAAUAUUAUAUGGAGGGCUGGGAUGCCUUACAAAUAUCACCAGGAGUCUAUAUUCCUCGAAAGAGGAGGCGGCAGGUGGAGGAGGCGUCCAAUAAUCUAGGGGGGACACCAGGCUCAGGGCGACGGAGAAAGUGCCAAAUAGUGGACCUUCAAGCAACAGAUAAAACAAGUCAAAGAGGAACAGGUAGAGAAAGGGAGGAAGCAAGGACUUCAUCUGAGCUGUUAAAGCCAGUUUGGAAAGCGAAGCUACCCAGAGAUUCUCCUGAAAGUUUACAAAGAACUCUCAGCAUAAAAAGCCAUUUCUCCUCCUCAAGGAAGAUUUUAUCUUCCAAUGCAAAAAGCUGUCUGACUGAGUCUGACACUGACCUUUCUGAGUACGACAAUGGGAUGUACUCUGUGUUAAAUCUGAACACCGAAACACAGAACAGUGAGAUUGCAGGCUGGAAACAUGAGAAAGAGAAAACUAAAGAGGCUGACACCAAGCCAUGUCAAGAUGCUGCAGCACAGAGAGUGAUAGGAAAGAUCAAGGAGGUGGAGGAGAUCUUACGCCAGGUCAGUCUUACCAGCUCAAACUGGAUCACAGAUGGUCAUGAGGAGGAUGACAGCUUCAUGUUUGCUUCUUCAGAAGUUUUACAGCAAGUUACAUGCUGGUUAGAAGAUCAAAAUAGGGCAUCAGCAGAAGAAGCCGGGAAGCUUUGUGCUCAUGAUAAUGCUCAGAGUCUGAACAUGACCUGGACAAAGGCAAGAAAAUCAGAGGAUAAAGAUCAGACCAAGAUGAAAACGUCUAAUUUCCAUGACUUCAACUGUCCCCUUACAUCGCAUAUCCAUUCCUACAGUGUGUCGGGUAGAGAGGAUAGGUCCCUUGCGCCGUCCCCCACCUUUUCGACAUCUAGCAGCUUGGAAAGUCUAUCCCCCAUCCUGUCUUCUCCUCUCACGUCAAGCUUGACCAAUAUGACAGACUGGCAAAAUGCAGACGUAUCCAAGAGGAAAAAGGAAAUGACCGAUUCAGAAAAAGAGCUUUGGGACAUCUUGGAGGCUCAAGGCUGUAAAAAGGUCACCACAAACCCUUGGGGGGCUGAAAAGGAUUUGGGGCCCGAAGAGGAGAAGUUAAUGCGGUCAACUCUACAGCUGAAGGAAGAUUAUCUGCUGUCUUCUGAUGAAGCCCUGCAGAGACAGGAGGAGAUCUGGCAGCAGGAGGUGGAGGAGUCUUUGUCUCGUUGUAGGUCUCUUUUUCAUCCAUCAAGACCGAAACAUGUUGAUUUCCUGCAUAUCACUGCUCCUGAUGAUGAGGUCACUGAAUUUCCCUUAGCCGAACCUCUCCACCAGCUAACG